Molecule: messenger RNA, 1204 nt
Organism: Lagopus leucura (white-tailed ptarmigan)
Lineage: Eukaryota; Metazoa; Chordata; Aves; Galliformes; Phasianidae
Product: hepatitis A virus cellular receptor 1 homolog
Exons: 8
Coding region: 244-1071 (275 amino acids)
Source: RefSeq, a predicted model, not a curated record
UAACCUUAUAGUCAAACCACAGUCAGCAAGCAUUCAGCUGCAUGCGUUCUCAGCAGCAGCAGCUUCAGUGACUAACAGACUAACCACAGGAAAGGCAAUCCUGAUCAAACCAAAGGGCAUCAUCCUGUUUGAAGCUGACGUGCUAGUACUGAGAAGUAAAACCAGCAGUUUAUGAAAACGAUAGUUUAUUUUGAAUGUAGGUGCAUAAAGAGUGAAUAAGAACAUUCCUCAUCCUCAGCCACGAUGUCUUCUCAUUACUUCCUGGACUGGAUCCUUCUGAUCUGGCUUACAGGCCCUACAGUGUCAGGACUGCUGGUGAAGGGAGAGGUUGGUCAGAACAUCACCGUGCCCUGCUUUUACACGGUUAGGACAGAACAUGACAUCACCUCAGUGUGCUGGGGCCGCGAUGCCUGCCCCCCUUCCAAAUGUUCUCGCCCCAUUAUCUGGACAGAUGGGAGGAAGGUGACAGAGGGGUACCACAUAAAGUAUGUGCUGAAAGGGAACCUGCUGAAGGGCGACGUGUCCCUCACCAUCCUGAAUGCCCAGGAAACAGACAGUGGGACGUAUUGCUGCCGUGUGGAGAUCCCGGGGUGGUUCAACGACAAGACAACCAACCUCCAGGUGGUGGUUGAGAGAGCUAGGGUCUCUACUGCAACUCCUCUCACUCACACCUCUCCACCGACCUCAGCUCCUGGGAGUGCCAGUGAAGCGUCCUUUACUGUCAGAACGUGGCCACCAGUUUCUCUUUCAGAAGCUCCUGAGACUGCCUCUGGUUCCUACUCAAGCAUCUCAGACUACCCAGAAGUAACCUCCAGCCUGCAGAAUUCAUCCAUAUCAACUCACAGUCAGCAGUAUUCAGAAAAGAGUGUUUACCUCAGAACUGGAUUGUGCGUGGGGUUUCUGCUCAUCCUCGGUUUGGGUCUGUUCCUAGGUAGACGAUAUUUACGCAAUAUGAAGAAACUGAGUAAGUCUGCAAGCUCUGUUGCAUUUUGGAGACCAGAACGUGCUGGGAACCAAAGUGCCUUGGAAGUUGAGAUCCACGCAGAGGAAAACAUUUACACAAUACACUAAGGACUGUAUGCAUGCUUUCCUUUGUCAUCUCUGGGACUUUAAAUAUUUUCCAAAAUGUUAGCUGCUCCCUCUGCAGUGUGCCUGGACUACUAAAGCAUCACUCAUAUUAUUCUAAUAAAGCAAAUAAAAGCUA